Messenger RNA from Eutrema salsugineum, 1022 nucleotides. RefSeq names its product ribulose-phosphate 3-epimerase, cytoplasmic isoform. Gene Ontology annotation, molecular function: D-ribulose-phosphate 3-epimerase activity; metal ion binding. The record is from RefSeq and is a predicted model, not a curated record. Gene Ontology annotation, cellular component: cytosol. NCBI's taxonomy places the organism in Eukaryota, Viridiplantae, Streptophyta, Magnoliopsida, Brassicales, Brassicaceae. Gene Ontology annotation, biological process: pentose-phosphate shunt; carbohydrate metabolic process; pentose-phosphate shunt, non-oxidative branch. The coding region runs from base 206 to 886 and encodes 226 amino acids. The transcript has 9 exons.
GGUUGAUUCGGUCGGUUAACAAAUUUGAUCCCAUAGAGAUCGUCUUCUCUGCAAAAGUCGACGUUGCCGUGCUCAGUGCUCACCCAUCGAUUUCCAUUCGUCGGUUUCUCGGAAUUGCAUCUUCUUCUUCUUCACUCCGCUCUCCUGGCCCGAUUUUCAGAUAUUUAGAUUUGCUCAUCCUCUACCGUAGUCGAAAUCAGGGAAGAUGGGGGUGUCGCCGAAAAUCGCUCCGUCGAUGCUGUCUUCUGACUUUGCAAAUCUAGCGGCAGAGGCCAAGCGGAUGAUCGAUUUGGGAGCCAACUGGCUUCACAUGGACAUUAUGGACGGGCAUUUUGUUCCGAAUCUAACGAUUGGUGCUCCUGUCAUCGAGAGUUUGAGAAAGCACACAAAUGCAUAUCUUGACUGCCACCUAAUGGUGACGAACCCGAUGGAUUACGUGGAACAGAUGGGCAAAGCUGGGGCUUCUGGUUUCACAUUCCACGUUGAGGUCGCCAAAGAGAAUUGGCAAGAACUUGUGAGGAAGAUUAAGUCUGCUGGGAUGAGGCCAGGUGUGGCUCUAAAGCCUGGAACACCUAUUGAAGAAGUCUAUCCUCUGAUUGAAGGGACAACUCCGGUUGAAAUGGUUCUUGUGAUGACAGUGGAGCCUGGAUUUGGAGGCCAGAAGUUCAUGCCCAACAUGAUGGACAAGGUCCGGGCAUUAAGGAACAAGUACCCAACACUUGAUAUUGAGGUCGACGGUGGUUUAGGCCCUUCGACGAUCGACGCAGCGGCUGCAGCCGGGGCCAAUUGUAUUGUCGCCGGAAGUUCAGUGUUUGGAGCUCCGGAGCCAGGGGACGUUAUAUCCCUUUUGAGAGCCAGUGUUGAGAAAGCUCAAGCCACCACUUGAGUUAUGCACCCAACAAGGCACUGGUUUUUAAGAUAAUACUACUCUCUUACGAGCAUUAAUUGUGAUUGUGUUUGUGAUGGAAACGAAAACAUGAAUCUAUGAAGAGAAUUAGAUGAAUGAAAUAAAGACUUCAUAA